AUGAAUUAUGUCAGGCCCCACCUGACAAACUUGAAAGCUCACUCUCAAGUGAAACAUAUUCUGUAAUAAAUAACGAGAAAAGCAGGGAAAAAACGUUUGGAAGACGAAACGCUUUCAAGCCACGUGUUGUCUAUUUUCCUUGUCACCAUCGAGAUGUACUGCCACAAAUGUUAUGCCACAAAUCUUGAAAGAACAAGCGCUUUCAAGACAUAUUUCCAAAUUGCUCGAUGGCCGUCAAACCAUAAAGGCAAAAAUUGCGUUCAAGUGUCAAAAUUUUUAAGCUAAAGAAACUUUCGCUAUUUCCUGCUAUUGAAAAGUUUUGAAUUUCCGUGCGAAUUCCGAUUCUAAUGAAAAUCAGGAAAUUCCGUCUUUUUUCUUGUUACCUCCAGGCAAAUUAAAUCGGUGUCUCCCGAAAUAAUUUCGUCCUUCAAGUUAAUAUCAAAAAUGAAAUAAAGUUAAAAAAUAUAUAUAUCUGACUCACCAAAGUUAAAAAUGAACUAAUCUAUGAGAAAUAAUGCUGAGGUUAGUUUACGAUAUAUUAGCUAACUUUGGUUCCAUAUUUUGUUGUUGCAGUAAUUGUUAAAACCGCCACCGAUGUUGUGAAUGUAACCGAGGGACAGUCAUUGUCUCUGAACUGCACCAUAAGUGGUGAUGGAAGUUAUACCUGGGAACGUCGGGAUGGAACCGAGAUCGAAAAUGCGAAAAGAAAGGUGACUUUUCCUUCCUUAUUUUCUAUACGUUUUUUUUCUACUACUUUCUUUUAUUUUCCACACUAAGCGAAAGAUGUUUGAAAGUAUCAAAGUUUUAAAGAAAUGAUCAGCAUGCAGCGAGUAACCAUCGAGUUUUGGAUGUACUUGGAAGGUUUACUAAGCACUCAAGAAACUAGCACCUCGCUUCUUACGCUUCUUUUGUGCUUAGCAGCCUCCCGCGUGCAUCCAUAAUUCUAUGGUUGCACGCUGCAAGCUGAACAUUUUUUAAUACUACCCAUCAGGUCAUAUUUUUACCCCACAUUCUUACGGUCUCUAAAUAGUUUUCACCCAUCCAUCCCCUCCCUGCACCUACAGUUGUUGAUAGAGUGCAGCAGGUCUCCCAUUCCAAUUACAGAAGGCAACACAGUGGCACUGUUAAGAAUGUGUGCCUUUCCCAUUUCGAGCUGAGUUGUAUAUAUCUCGAUUACUUCCAGUAUCGAGAAGAACACCUGUAAUCCCUUUUCACUGAACACAUCUAGCUUCCUGCUUGCCUUUCUCCACGUUUCUAGAAUUCAUCAUUUCUUUUUUUGGUAAUUUUCUUCAAAGUUAAAAUUCUAUUACAGGGGUCAUUUUCACAAAAUAAACCAAUGGCACUAAACAAAACGAUCGAUUUUUCUAACGACAGUGGAAUUUCUACGUAUGGAAACCUCUUCCAAGGGAUCCCUAUACUCCUGGGAAGCAAACUUUGUUCCCGGCCGGCUAAAAAUAAAGCUCUUUAGUGCCUGUGUGAUGUGGUUUCACCACACUCUAAGGACACAAACUGUGGUCCUGACAAGGAAAAAUGCACUUCCAGUUGUCCUCAUUCAAGAGAAACUUAACUCAGAGGACGCUUUUCAUAAUUCAGAAAGUGUCUCCUGAGGAGAGGUCAGGACUGUAGAUUCAAUCGAGCCAAUAAGUGCCAAGGAGCUUAGUGCCAGUAAGAGCCAAUUGAGUACCAAGGGUUGUGAAUGUGACCUUGUAAUAGAAGCCGUGAAGAAAAAGAUCUUCAUUCUAAAUAUCUUAUCACCUAUCAUUAGUCUUAGUCAUUAGUCUUGCUUAGGUUAACAAGCUGGCCCCGAAUAGCCUUGCUAAUAAAGGGCUAUUAAGGACUUUUAAACAAAAAUUUGUAGAAAAUAAGCCUAACGCUGUUGCUGUUUUUGUUGAAGGUUAAAGGAGGAGGACGACUGCUUGAAAUUACUGACGCAGCCAUCGCAGAUUCUGGUGCCUACACCUGUAAAGCAGGCGAAAAGGCACACACCAUCACGCUACAUGUUAUUGGUAGGUAGAUGAUGAUAAGCCUUUCAGCCUAAACACACUUUGCUUUAGAUUCAAAGGGAACGACAAGUGUCGUUUAUUGUUACGUGUCGCAAAUAAAUUAAUAACUUCCUAAUACUUAGAAGCAUUCCCUCCUUUUCGGCGAAGUCCGUCGCGUGGAAGGAAGAAGUAUUAUAUUUUGUCCGUUGUAGAGAUGGGCAUGUUAUGCUUUUUUUUUUAUUACAGUUGAAGUUAAGGUGGAAAUGGCCCUGCAGGUUGAAAAUUACAACUACACUAAAGAGCUGGAGAAUAAGUCAUCGCCACAAUACAAGGCAAUCGAGAAAAACUUUACCGAGGAGGUAUGAUUUGUUUUCCUCCUUCCAUCUUUCCAUUCUCUCUCUCCCCAUUCCUUUUUUUUUCUCCUCCGCUCCUCACUUUUUGCUUUCCUCUCCAAUCCUUCCUCCCUCCUUUUCUUUCUUCCUCUGUUCUCUCUUCUUCCCUCCAGUAAUUCCCUCCUUCUUCUCUCAUUCCUCUCCCACCUUUCAUUCUCUCUCUUUCUUCCCUCUCUCUCUUCCUCGUAUCCCCUUCCGCCCUUCCUUCUCUUUUUCUCUUCCCUUCCCAUUCUUCUCCCUCCUUCGUUUCCUCUCCCAACACUUUACCAUUUCUCCCACCCUCUCCCUCUCUUCAGUCCUUCCUCCUUCCCUCCUCUUUCUCUGAAUUCUUUCCUUCCUCCCCACCGUCUGUUCGUACCACUUAUUCUACCGAAUGUCUUAACAACCGUCUUUCUCCUUAUAUGUCACCUCGUCAAUAGGUUCAAUGCUUUGAGUGCAGGGGUUUAAAGAGUACUAGUAAAUGAAAUAAAAGCAACACCUAUUGUUAUGUUUCAGAUGGACAUCGUUUACAGAAAUACUUCAGGAUAUAUAAGAACAGAGGUUUUGAAAAUGACGUGAGUACCAGAGCGUAUUCCUACUUCUUAACUCUACGGUUAAAAACUCAGAAUAUUUCAUUUUCGCGUGAAACAGUCUCAAUAGUAUGUAAUAGCAUAUCUCUUAUUUCAUGUGCUGUAUUGAUCUAAGCGUGGAUAAAUACCAUAUAUCAAUGAUCUCCAUGGCACAUAAAUUUUAUCCAAAGAAUCGCUCUCGCUUAUCAAAGAUAAAUAACAAACAAUUCCAUGAUUAAUAAGAAAUGUAAGUCGUUAUUGCAUGGGGCUAAGUAAACCCUCUGAGUCCCUUUAUAGUAAUCAAUACUCAGACCAACGAUUUUACGCUCCGAUUCUCUACAGCUGAGUAACCAGAGUAGGAAAAAUCUUAUUUCAUGCUCGGUAAAAUAAAAAAAGAAAUGUUUUCCCUCUAACUUGUCCCCUGUUUUCCAUCUUUCUAUAAAUUACCAUGUGAUUAAUCAUUGUAGCUACAGUAUGACUAUUUUCUAAAACGAAUUUUGUCCCUUGAUAUUCCAGGAAAGGAAGUGUGGUAGUGGAUUUCAACGUUAUUAUCCAAAUUGUAACAACUGAUCCCAAAAAUGAGACAACUAUAGUAGAUAAAAAGGCCUCAGUCGCCCAAACGACAAUUAAAGAAGCCGAAGAUGGGUUUGUAAAGCGGCUAAAAGUGUCCAAAGUCAUUCCAAAGAGUAAGUUUGUCGUAGUAAAACUGGUUCUUUACAAGUUCUUUUUACAAUUUUGAGCGGGAUUCAAUAUAUCCUGGGACUCCAGUCUCUUACAAUUCCUCUUUCCACCCAGAAGCAUGGAUAUGUUUGAGUGGGUGAUAACAAACUGCCACUGCUACUGAAACGUAACAAAAUUGCAGAUGAAUUACCUUCCAUGGAGUGGUGUCCAAUCCAGAAGAAGUGGCAACACUCCUAAUUUCAAAUUUCUUCUUAAAGUAUCAUUGAUUGCCAACUAAGAUAGCUUUUGAUUGCUGAACAAAUACUCCUGUUGGGAAAAUGAGAUAUUUAAAAAAAAAAAACGUUGUGGAGAAUGUACAAACUGAUGGUCAAUGGACCACUUGUUUCGUAAGAUUUAGUCACCUGGGUAAGAAAGGAUUAAUGUCAAUAAAAACUUUACAUAAGGAGGCUUUUCUUGCAUCAUGUGAUUGGAAGGAUAUAAGGAAAGCAAAAUAACGUGGAAAAUUAGCGGUUAAAGCCACUGACGCACUCAGAGGCAAAAAUCCUCAAGUUGUAAUAUCCAAAAACACUCGUUAUUGUUUGAGUAAUUUUCAAAUGUCUCUGUAACUUUGAUACUUGCACCUUGUUUUAUCCUUUAGCCUUCAGAUAAUCGAUUUGAUUGUCCGCUCGUUUCAAAACUUAUGAUCGUUUCCUCUCUAUUUUCAGCCGAACCUCCAGAGCCUAGUGGCGUGGAGAUCUUUGAUAUCAAAUCUGAUGAGCUGAGCAUUCGAUGGAAACCGUCGGAAGAUGCUGAAACUUUCGACGUUCGCACUUACUCGGUGCAAUACAGAGCAUAUGGUGAAAAGACCUACAGCGAGCAUAAUCAAACAGCAACCGCUGAAACUACAGGCUACUCUUACAGGAUUAAGUCUCUCGAACCUGAGACUGUCUACAUGAUACGGGUCGGUGCUUUUAACUCGUAUGGACCCAAUUUCAACGAAGAAACUGGCCAUGAAACCGAACCUGCACGUAAGCCAUUUUUAGUUAUAUACAGUAAUUUGUAAAAUUAACAAAGUUAUCUACAGGUUUUCGAUGAAUUUAAAGUUUUUUCACUUUUUUUUUUAACCUUCACUCGUGAAGUCACUUGUGUUAUUAGUUUUUUAAUCUUAAGGUUUACGUAUUACUAUCGUACCUUCGCAAUUUGUAAGCAUCAAAACGCAGGUCGUUAUACUCUGGCAAACAUAUAUUGGAAAUUUCGUCUUCCUGUUUUAAAAUUUCGAUGGAUCCCCUCACCUCGAAACUAGGGAGAGAAAUUUUGAAUUAGAGUCAGGCUUUAAAAAAGCCAUUUUAACACUUUAUUGCUACUCACAUCUUAAUCUUACGCCAUAAGUCCCGUUUCGUCUUACCUAUGGCCAUUCCUUUAAUACUGAUACAAAGCCUUUGAAAAAGGUCAACAAUGUCAUGUGUGGCUUUCAUUCUGAUAUCAUGCAUAUUUUUUAUUACAGCUUUGGCUUGGUGGAUUAUUUUCUUGGUCGUGUUAGGUGCACUCUUGAUUCUUGGCAUAAUCAUCGGCAUUAUUGUUUGCAAAUGCAAGAGAGCGCGGGAAAGAAAGAGAAGAGAGACUCGGCUUCGAGCUCAAAAGGUACCAUAACAGCAGAUACAAUUGUUGCGUUAAUCCUGUAUAAGCAUAAACCAGAUACCGUUCUCCAGUUGUAUUCAAUAAGAGAAUUCCAUCUUAACCAAAGUAGUUUCAGCAGCCUAUCACGACAAAGAAAAAUGUCACAAGGAUGUGAACUUAAGGUAAAAAACAGGCAAGCUGUUUUAAGCGCUUUCAAGAACGUGUACAAGUUUCAGGAUUAGUCACACAGCAGAGCAAGGCGAAACCAAAGUAAUCCCGAAUUACUCUGAAAACACAAUCGAAGCAUUUCUCCAUUAGAAAUAUAGCGCACAGUACGAAAGGUUCUGUCGACCUUUCCCUUCUGUUUGACUAAAAUAACACCAUCCUUGAUGUGAAAUCACUGUCCACGCAUAUUUUUUCUCUUUCAGAACAAAGCAGCAGUUUACCAUGAUGAGGAUGUUAAAGGAUUAACAUACUCGUUUUCAAACGUUGCUUACAAGCCGGGUGAGAUGAACUGGGAAGAGUUUCCCUACCAGAAUAUUAAACUGUUGAAUGAACUGGGCUCGGGAGCCUUUGGUGUCGUUUAUAAAGGAGAGCUGCUAAAAAGGAACGGGAUCACUCCUUGCGCUGUUAAAGCUUUAAAACGUAAGUCUUGCAUGCAAGGUUCACGCGUUGCAUGUUAAGCAGUCAGCUUGUCAGUUUUAAUCAGUCAGACAGGCAGCAAUUAGUUAGUCCGUCGGUUAGCCAGUUUGACAGCCAGUCAGUCGGUGAACUAGUCAGCCAAUCAACUAGUAGUUAGGACAGUCUGUCAAUUAGCCGGCCAGACAACCAGUUAGACAGCUAACCGAGCCAGCCAGCCUAGUCAGUCAGCCGGUCAGUCAACCGGUAUGUUGGUCAAUCAGUCUGUCAAUUGGUCAGUCAGUCAGUCAGCUAGCCAACUAGUCGGCCAGUCAGUCAGUCAUUCAGUAAACCAAUCAGCCAGCCAGUCAGGCAGUCAGCCGGUGAGCCAGCCAGCCAGUCAGCUAGGCAACCAGUCAGCCAGCCAGUCAGUCAGCCAGUCAGCCAGGCAGCCGGUCAGCCGGUCAGCCAGUCAGCUGGCCAGCCAGUCAGUGAGGCAGUGAGUCGGUAAGUCAGUGAGUCAGUCAGCACUUAGCCAGUAAGCCUGUCAGUCAGUCAGUCAGGCAAUCAUUCAGUUGGUCAACUAUUACUUAUUACCUGGUAGUCAGUCCCUUGUUUUAUUUAACAGCAACUGCCACAGAGGUGGAAAGGAAAGACUUGUUCAAUGAGUUGGACAUCAUGGUCAAUGUAGGACACCAUCCGAACCUUGUGAAUUUGAUCGGAGCGUGCACACAAGAUGGUCAGUAAAACACUUGAACUAUCAUUCAGAACCCUACAGUAACCCUUUUACUAUAAAAAAUUAAAUGCAGUUCUCCCUACUAGUAACCACACAUUUAUUACUCAAUUAGUUAUGAUUUAGUGCUGCUUUGAUCCUCAAGCUCUUCGCAUAUUUGGUGGAUAAUGUCUCAAUAUCGUGAGAAGAAGUUACACGUCAAUCACCUUUGGUAGUUGGUGGGGAUUAAAGAAGCGAUUCACAUUUAGUGCAACUUGAAACUUUUAGCCCAAUUUUUUUAUGUUUGUUUGCAACCCUUUUAAAUCUUUUCCAUCUUUGACCAUCCUCGCUUCUUCCAUCCUUUGACCAUCCUUAGUUUCUUCAUUCAUUCUUAUCAUAUUAUUGUGAUUAUUUUUCACCAAACUAAUAUUUUGUAUUUUCAUUUUACGUCAAAAGCAAUAUUGCUCAUCCAAAAGAACAGUCUAAUUUCCCAAGCUCGUCAUUUGCAGUCAGAGUCAAUAUUUUUCAUUCUUUGCUAUCCUCGUUCUUUUCUUCCCAUUUUGAUGUUUUUGAUCUCACCAACCUAACAAUUGCUGUUUUUCCUUAUAAGGAACGUAAUUUUACAUGUCAUAACCGAAAUACUAAAAAUUUUGAAACUUGGCGCCCUUAACCUUUGAAAUUUUUGUAGAUAAGUCUUCAUUCCAUUGACUUCUUUAUCUCUAGACCACCUACUCGUUAUAAUAGAGCUAGCAGAAAACGGUUGCCUGCUAGAUUUCUUAAAACGGUACAGACAACAAGAUGGAAAUAACACUAGAAGCGGCUUAACAGAACAUAUGAAAACAUCAAUAGCCGUCGAUGUGGCGCGAGGAAUGGCACAUUUAGCACGCUGUAGGGUGAGUUCAAAGUAGUAGCUGUAACAUUUUAGGGGUACUCACUUUCCUUCCUACCAUGCCCCAUCGAUCCUCAGCACUGUCUAGUUUACCACUCAGUUUUAUUUUUUGGUAAUUUAACCUCUGACAGUUGGGGAUUGAAUCUGCAAAUAUUAUUGAUAUUUUUCCUUUUUCACCUCAUUUUCUAUUUGAAAAUGUUUUGGUUUUUGUUUGGGGAACGUUACGCAAUAAUGUAAGAUGAUGUGAAUGUAAAAGCGAUCUUUGCAAUGAUAAACACUACUUGGGCAGAAGUGAAAAUAAGGCUAUAAGUUUAUUGCUGCGAAGAUCGCUUCCACACUCACGUCUUAAUUCGCAGUUUAAAUAUAUGACUUUCAUAUAUUCUCAGUCGUUUAUUCAUUACUUUACGGGUUUAUUUGGAACCAACAUAAUGAUCAGCUCCCAGUUGGCUUGUUAGCUCAGUUGGUUGAGCACUGCCACGGUAUCGCAGAAGUCAUGGGUUCAAAUCCCGUACCGGCCUGAAUUAUUUCGGGCCUUAUUUUCACUGCUACUCAAGUGGUGUUCAUUCCUGCGAAGAUCGUUUUCAUAUUCACAUCUUUUUCCGCAAUUCAAAUAUAUGACUUUCAUAUAUUCAUAGUCGUUUAAUGCAGGAUAACUCGUCAAUCUUAGUUUUGAUUCUGUGGACAGAAUUCCUUUAUGAUACCAUUCAAACAAAGGGUAAAUUUUGAUAACGCACAAACUGCUGAGAAAUUUGAUGUUUGUCAAGUGACUUUAACAAACACCUAUAACAAUCAAAAAUGACUUGGAAUUUUGUUUGUAUCAGUGUAUCCACAGAGAUCUCGCAGCAAGGAAUGUUUUACUAGGGAAGGACUACGUUGCUAAGGUUUCCGAUUAUGGUAUGGCACGUGAUGUGUACGAACAGCUGAUGUACAAGAAAGAAACUCAGGUAAUUUACGUGUUAAAAGUGCAAGGAGUAUAUAGAUUUAAAAGUAUUAUCAUUUUUGUGGUUCUCAGAUCUGAUUCGUACUCCCUCCAUACAGCUGAUCUUCAUACUCUUGUGCACUACAUCAUGAAAGUUUGGUGUUCAAAAUAUAUAUUUAAAUGGAAAGAAUGGGAAUUUACCAGUAGAUAUUCCAUGAGGUGGUUCUUUUUGUCCACUCUUUACAGCUCCAAUUGGAAUUUGAAAAGUUGGUUUUUGUGAGGGGGGAACUGGAUGACCCAGAGAAAAACACUCGGAAAGAGGACAUAAUAAUAAUAACAUGAAAUAAAACUCAACCAUUAUAUGACGCAGGGUCCAAGAAUACCUUCACCACUACGUUACAUCUUCUUCCCAAAAAUAUCUUAUAUGGUACAAUCGGAUGAAAUCAUCCGGCAACCCAAGGCCAACCUCAACGCAGUCAUUCUGUCGAAGAAUUUUAAACUCAUGUAAUACAUAAUUCUUUUGUUUGCUCCUUUCAGGGCAAACUUCCGGUUAAAUGGAUGGCUAUCGAGUCCUUGGAGACAUACACUUUCACGAUGGAAUCUGACGUGUAAGUCACUUUAAAUGGCCUAGGUAUGAGGCUAAAAUCCUGACUGAAUGCUCAGCUACCAAUGUGAGCCCCAAAAUUUCGUAAUUUUCCUUGACAGUUCAUCAGCACCAUUUAUACAUUUAGCCAGAGGGAGGGACGUGGUGAGUUUAGGACGGACUAAGAUAUUUAAAACAGAACAAAAUAUCUCGCUAAUUCCAAAUACUAAUUUUUCCUUAAAUCUAUUGUUAAUGAGCAAAAUAUUAAUUCUUAUUUUCUGGACCCUUUUUAAUCUUUAAUUUUUUUUUGUUCAAACGCAGGUGGUCUUAUGGAGUACUGCUUUGGGAAAUAGAAUCAGGAGGUAAGUCCUGUUUCCAUCUAGUACUGCAUCUGAUGCAAAAAAAUUAUUGCUGUUGAGUUUAAACUGAGUCUGAGCGAGUCAGUUGCAGUUUCAUUUGUCAUUCAACAUUGUGAUGCAUUUUCUGAAGAGAAUUCACAACGUUCAAUCUCAUUUUUAAAAUUACUUUCUGUCAGAAGUUUGCGUCGAAUGCAUAUCUGUUUUGCAAAAGGAAAAGAAGUCUGCUGCGUGACAGUUUUUUCGUGUAUGAACCUAAGUUGAUGAUGGAUAGAUUGAUGUUCAUAGUCAGUUUUGAAACGGUGAAGUAUCGAGCACAAGGUGGUAAGAUUCUGCGUAUUAGUUAGAGUAGAAAUCUUGGCGUUAUGUGUUUUAAAAACGAUAUCUAGGACGGCUAAUGUAACUAAGAUAUAUUCCCUGCUUUUAGGGUUGAAACCUUACCCUGGCCUUAGUACCGCGGAACUGAUACAGGAGCUAAAGAGGGGAAACAGAUUGGGGAAACCUUACGGAUGCUCGGAAGAAAUGUUAGAUAUUCUUAAUUGUUUUUAAAGGCUUGCCAUAAUUUUCACUUCGCGUUGAAUAUUUAAACAUAUGCUACACCGAGUUCUCAAAAAAAGUUAAUAUAGAAAAAAACAUCGUUCCACUCGGUUUGACAAAUCGACAGUGGUGCAGAAUGGUUUGGAAUGUUAUCGACAACAAUAUUCGUUAUCAGAGUGGUCCAUAACAUUUCGAUGACGGAUAUCGCGGUCGAUAAGAGUACCGACCUCGCUAAACUUGUUGACUUGUUUUUUACCACAACGAUAUGGGAAACGAUAUGGGCAGUGCUUAAAUGAGAUUGAACUAAGCCUUCAGUUAUCUCAGUAUGCAGUCCAUACUUAACAAAUUUAGCCAAAGCAAACAAAUGGUGGAAAUUUUUAUCUCAUCCCUUCAGGGCCUGAUAUAGUUAUUGAUUUCAUAAUGUUUAUGGAAUGACAACAACAUUUCCAAAUUACCAAAAUUAAAAAAUUAUGAGUUCUUAUGUAAACGCAGCUUUAUGUAACCAUUUUUUUGUUUUUGUUUUAGGUACCGGACCAUGGGAGAUUGUUGGAAUCCAAAUCCUAGCGCAAGACCAAAUUUUGACCAGCUGAUUGUCCGUCUCGAGAGCACAAUCAUGACUUAGUUUACAUUAUAUUACAUUAACAGCGGCAACAGCAACAACAAUGAAAACAAAAGAACUAUAAGUAAACAUGGAAUUUUGUUACCGUUUCCCCACACGUAUCAAAUGGUAUCAAAAUUGUAACAGAGACAAAAUUGCCGCUUUAAGAAAACAACGCUUACUUAAAGGGACUCUCCUAUUUUACUAUGAUGUUCUUUUACUAUAAUGUUAAACUGGAUGAUAUUUAACCACUUUUGUUUUUUUGUAUUAAUACUAUAAUCGCAUAGAAAAGGUGAAGCAACCGAAAAAAGCAAUCAGUUUGUUAGAGCAUCGCACAAAUGCUCAUUGUACUUGGGAUAUUUGUUAUAAGGGAGGAGGGGGAGGGGGGAACCAUUCUUGCCUCAUUAUGAAACCGAGUUAGCCGAGCAGUGUUACAGUAGAACCCGCUAACGGGAAACAAAAACUUGUUCGAGUUAACGGAAGUUCGAGUCAGUGGGGUUCUGCCGUCUUCUACUCUUGCAUAAGCUUUUAUAUGGUUCUUGUAAAUAUGCUGUUUUAUUGUUAUAUUAGCAGAAUGUUCAUGAGAGCAGGUCUGUAAGGUGUGAAUUACACUGAUAAUAUUCAGAAGCUCAUAAGGUGACACCUAAUAAAUUCUGGUACUUUUAAAAACUAUAUGCUUGUUGUAGACUUGGAGUGACGUUCGUUUUGCAAAGAAGAAUGAAAAAGAGACGUUUAGCAAUCGGAAAACAGACAAUGAAAAAGGGACAAAUAUUAGCACACGCUAGUUGAUUUUUAGAUGUUUUUGAAUUGGAUCAGCUCACGCCGAAGAAAGGUCGGCAAACAACAGAAAAACGUUUGCGACUUUUAUUACACUCUCACAUGGUUCUGAAU
This is a messenger RNA of Pocillopora meandrina, 11302 nucleotides long. Lineage: Eukaryota; Metazoa; Cnidaria; Anthozoa; Scleractinia; Pocilloporidae. The record is from the annotation of a GenBank genome assembly.